Molecule: messenger RNA, 2645 nt
Organism: Ochotona princeps (American pika)
Lineage: Eukaryota; Metazoa; Chordata; Mammalia; Lagomorpha; Ochotonidae
Gene: KLHL42
Product: kelch like family member 42
Exons: 3
Coding region: 135-1652 (505 amino acids)
Molecular function (GO): protein binding
Source: RefSeq, a predicted model, not a curated record
GCCGCCCGGGGAGGCCGGGCGCCGCCGCGGCCGUGUUCCCGCGGCGCGCCCCGCGCGGCCCCGGCGAGCGAGCAGAGCUGGCGGGGAGCGACCCGGCGUGCGGUGGCGGCGGCGGCGGCGGCGGCGGCCCGGCCAUGUCGGCCGAGGAGGUCGUGCAGAUCCGCCUGGAGGACCGCUAUUACCCGGUAAGCAAGAGGAAGCUCAUCGAGCAGAGCGACUACUUCCGCGCGCUCUACCGCUCCGGCAUGCGCGAGGCCCUGCGCCCCGAGGCCGGCGGCCCCGAGGUGCAGCAGCUGCGCGGCCUGAGCGCGCCGGGCCUGCGGCUCGUGCUCGACUUCAUCAACGCCGGCGGCGCCCGCGAGGGUUGGCAGCUGGGCCCGCGAGGCGACAAGGGCAGCCCGGGCGAUGGCGAGGAGGACCUGGACGAGGCGAGCCUACUGGCCGCGCUGGUGGAGGCGGCCUCCUUCCUGCAGGUCACGUCCCUCCUGCAGCUGCUGCUGUCCCAGGUGCGGCUCACCAACUGCCUGGAGCUGUACCGCCUGGCACAGGUGUACGGGCUGCCCGACCUGCAGGACGCCUGCCUGCGCUUUAUGGCCGUACAUUUCCACGAGGUGCUCUGCAAGCCCCAGUUCCACCUCCUGGCAUCGCCUCCCCCGCCCCCGGGCGACGUCAGCCUCAAGCAGAGGCUAAGGGAGGCCCGCAUGACGGGGACUCCGGUCCUCGUGGCCCUGGGGGACUUCCUGGGCGGGCCCCUGGCACCGCACCCCUACCAGGGGGAGCCUCCGUCCAUGCUCAGGUAUGAGGAGAUGACCGAGCGUUGGUUCCCGCUGGCCAACAACCUGCCACCCGACCUGGUCAACGUCAGGGGCUACGGCUCGGCCAUCCUGGACAACUACCUGUUCAUCGUGGGUGGCUAUAGGAUCACCAGCCAGGAGAUCUCCGCCGCGCAUUCCUACAACCCCAGCACCAACGAGUGGCUCCAAGUGGCCUCCAUGAACCAGAAGAGGUCCAACUUCAAGCUUGUGGCCGUGAAUUCCAAGCUGUACGCCGUGGGUGGCCAGGCCGUGUCUAAUGUGGAGUGUUACAAUCCCGAGCAGGACACCUGGAAUUUUGUGGCACCCUUACCCAAUCCUCUGGCCGAGUUCUCUGCGUGCGAGUGUAAGGGCAAGAUUUAUGUCAUUGGAGGCUACACCACCCGAGACCGCAACAUGAACAUCCUGCAGUACUGCCCAUCGGCCGACAUCUGGACGCUGUUCGAGACAUGCGACGUGCACAUCCGCAAGCAGCAGAUGGUGUCGGUGGAGGAGACCAUCUACAUCGUGGGGGGCUGCCUGCACGAGCUGGACCCCAACCGCAGGGGCAGCCAGAGCGAGGACAUGCUCACCGUGCAGUCCUACAACACCGUCACGCGGCAGUGGUUCUACCUCAAGGAGAACACGUCCAAGUCGGGGCUCAACCUGACGUGUGCGCUGCACAACGACGGCAUCUACAUCAUGAGCAGGGACGUGACCCUGUCCACCAGCCUGGAACACCGGGUUUUCCUCAAGUACAACAUCUUCUCCGACAGCUGGGAAGCCUUCCGGCGCUUCCCAGCCUUUGGCCACAACCUGCUGGUCUCCUCGCUGUACCUGCCCAACAAGGCAGAAGCGUGACCAGGGCUGACAUUGUGUUGUGGUGGUGACAGGGUGCCAUCUCCCGGGAAGGUUGAUUGGAAAGGGGAGGUGUGGGUCACACGUGUUCAGUACCGGCUGUAAAUAAGCUUCCUUGAACUAAUUACUUGAAAACACAUAGGCGGGAGGGUCGGGAGGGGAUGAGGGAUGGAGACCAAAACAAUGAGUUUUUAAAGGAUUGAUUCUGAAAUGAUGGGAGCAAGUCCACCAGGACACGUUCAUGCAGACACGAUCCCCUGGGGCCCGUCGUUCAAGGGUGGGACCCCCAAGUCUGCUGGCUAGAGGACCAAAGGCAGGGAGAGGGCUGUGAGUGGGCAGGUGACUUGAAAACUGUCACUGUGUUCGCUCGAGAUCUCUUCGGUCCCUUCAGUGAGAGGUCUCUCUAUUGGUCAGUUUACUUGAGGGGCCUCCCAUUGCACUGCCAUCCUCCCUCCUCUCCCCUGUGCCCCACUCACACCCACUCGUGCUUCUAGUGUGUUUACAACAGGGUUCCGUGUUUGGAUAGUUGACCUGCCUGCGACCGUUCAAGACACAUAGGCCCAAGAACCUCUUUGGAAUCCUCCCCAGAACUCAGGGGGGACCAUCCUCUGCUGGCUUGCCAGUGUUUUUUUUUUUUUUUUUUUUUUAUGAUUGUGAAUGCUCCACCCAGAGGUGAGUGGGCAACAGACGUAGUCAUGGCCACCAGGCAUUCCGUGUUGUUCCAAGGGGGAGCUGUGUGAAGGGCUGACACUCUGUGGCCAUCUCAAACUCCAGGUCUAAAGUUUCAGUGGGAUGGCAACACCAAGUAAGAAAAGCAGUAUUUUUUUUUACCUGUAAAAAUUACGUUACGUGGAAUGUAUCAAGCUUAGUUUUUAAUACCCCAAACACAACACUUUCGUCUCUGCAUCCGGCUGCAUUGAUUGGAGCUUUGUCAUUUGUGUUUUGCCCUCGUGCGCUGAGGUGAGAAUGGCAUAAGACGUUUCUUCCAGAGAGGCA